Molecule: messenger RNA, 4184 nt
Organism: Pyricularia oryzae 70-15
Lineage: Eukaryota; Fungi; Ascomycota; Sordariomycetes; Magnaporthales; Pyriculariaceae
Product: cytidylyltransferase
Exons: 1
Coding region: 288-1325 (345 amino acids)
Cellular component (GO): cytoplasm; nucleus
Molecular function (GO): nicotinamide-nucleotide adenylyltransferase activity; ATP hydrolysis activity
Source: RefSeq, a predicted model, not a curated record
CUGACAUAAUUACAGACUUGGCUGCAAUAUGGGACGAAAUGCCCCUGGUUUUCUACUAAUUUUCGAUGAACUUGCGAAGUAUUUUUGACUUUGUUUACAUAAGCCCAUCAGACGAUUCCCCCUCCCACUCCACAGAGACAUCACAUCACAUCCGCUCUCAUGCCCAGCUCACAAAUGAAUCAAUCACAACUGUAAUGGUUUCUGUUUUUUCUUUCUUUCUUGUAACUGCCUGGCAGUUGCAAUGCGUACCAUAUUUAUUUGAUUAGAAGAGCCAGAGCUACAGUUUGAUGCACUAUCCGUCCCGUCUCGCACGUUGCAUAAUGUCUCCGAACGUCAAGGUCCUUGACUUCUUCAAAGAAGGGUUAGAAAACUUCCGUUUAUCCCAGGACCAACUGGAGAUACUGUGCGAAGCUCCGCGGCACGACGCGGGCUUGCCAUUGACUCAAGAUGUAAUCUGCAAUACUACUAUUUCCACCAACCGCAAGACAGACGCCCUAGAGAGAAGCAAACCGCGACUGCCGAGGCGCAUCAUCGUCAUGGACGCCUCCUUCAACCCGCCCACCAGCGCGCACAUGCAGAUGGCCACGAGCGCAAUCCGCAGCGCCGGCGACAGGCGAAACACCAGACUGCUGCUGCUGCUGGCCGUCAGCAAUGCGGACAAGGCCCCGAAGCCGGCCUCGUUUGAGCAGCGGCUGGCCAUGAUGAACGCCCUGGCCCAGGAUGUGUAUGAGGAGAUCUCGUAUGACGACGAGGCGGGCGCUGCUGCUCCUGAAAGCGACGAUAAUGGCCACAGGUUUGGCAUCGAUCUGGCGUUGACGACGCUCCCGUACUUUCACGACAAGAGCGCGGCCCUCGCUGCGGUGGUGGAGACGGCGUUCGAGCCGCCCCCGACGGGGAGAGCCCCCGUGGAGCAGGUGUUUCUCAUCGGCUACGACACCCUGAUCAGGCUGUUCAACCCAAAGUACUACUCCAGGACAGAAAACGGAGAGACCGUGAAUGGCAUCCGAGAGGCGCUGUCGCCGUUGUUCGGCCGCGCGAGGGCGCGGCUUACGCUCCGCGCCGACGCCGACUGGGGCGGCAGGGAGGAGCAGCUGGCCUACCUCGAGAACGUCAGGCACGGGGACGCUCUCGAGCAGGCUGGCGGGUUGAAGGAGUGGGCGAGUCGCAUAGACGUUGCCGAGACCGGGGACGCACAUGGCCUCGUCAGCAGCACGUCUGCGAGAGAAGCUGCCGCCAGAGGGGACUGGGUCCGGCUCAGGGAGCUGGUGCCCCCGAGGGUGGCUGCCUGGGUCCAAGACGAGAGGCUUUAUCAAGAGUCUGAAUAAGUCUUUCUAUCAAAAACACUGUAUACCCGAGGCACUUGUUCAACAUUUGAAUCGCCAACCGUGCCGGCUGUUGACAGGCCGCAAAAGACACAAAACAAUGCCCUUUCAAGACGUUGCCUAAAUUCCUGCGCAGAAUAAAUGACAUACCACAGUAUACAUUCUGGCCGCUCGCUGAUCAGCUUGCGGACUGUCCUCGCCCAUCGACCAAAAUUCGUGAGGGUUUCUAGUCUAUAUGUUGGUGGAUCUUCAACCCACUUCUCAAAGGCUCAAAAAGUAAUCGAUUGGCUAAGCCUUUGCUGGCCCGAGAUUCGAUCGUACCCGAGGAGUCGGUUGCUGUCUUGAUAAUGCGCUCCUAGCACAAGCGGGGCGUGCGCGUGGUUUUCAAGACGUGGCCUUGAAGUUGAUAGCACUUUUCCUGGCCAACGGUUGGACUGCCGCCUAUAUGUGACGCCAUUGGGGAGAGGGAAAUAACACGGAGACAGAGCAAGGAUUGACUGCGAGAGAGCUGGCAAAAACAGAGUCGUAAAAAAAAAAAAAAAAAAGAGUCGAUACGAUCGGCCUUAUCAAAAGUCACUGAAAGUCGUCAGAUUCAUCCAACUUGCCUAUCCAGAGGGGGGGGGGGGGCUUGAUUUGUCGAAUCGAGAAAAAUCUUCCAGCAGAAUUCCAUAUAACCUUGGAACAUGGAAAUCAGAGAGAGGCAGGAGCGUUUCUCACUUGGCUUUCUUGUUCCUGCGAACGACGUUUGCUUUGAAACACAUGAUACCCCGAAUGCGACCAUCAUUGCCUUGUUUGACAUGGUAAAGGAAAUUAACAUACCUCUUUUGUUUACACGACAAUCAUACUGAAAAGCUAGAGCACCUCUUGGGUUGCCAUCAUGCUGGUCUGCCAAGUGUGAGAAGGCUCCAGGGUUUAUAUGAAUGAAGGAACACGGUCUGAGUAUUUGGUCGAAGGAGUAUUCUUCAGUACCGACCUGAGUGCAUUUGGGUCGAUUCCACGUCCCCAUGUGCAACGUACGAGACAAGGCCAUCCCAAUCUCUACCAUGCAGCUGCGAGAAGCCUGGUCAACCGCUGGUUGAUCGCAUGAGUAAAAUUUCCAAUCCUUGCUCGAACCAACGAUCACAUCAAUAGCACCUAGGGUGUGGAGAGGAGCAGACAUGCUUUCAUAACGGUAUCACAGUCCCCAGGGCAGCCGCGGGCUGCCUAUUACCCUUUGUACACCAACAAUGGAAGAAUGGUUCCCACGACAUCCUUUCCGGCCAUAGCACAAAAGAAAAAAAAGAAUAAAAAAAAAGAUAAGACUAAAAUAGACGAAAAAAAAGGGAUGAGACCCAAACCCAAACCAGCCCAAGUAUCAAGUGUCUAAAACAGCCAACAAGAACAACCACAAAAAGCACGCACGCCUCUGACACUCGGUGUCUUAGGCCUCGAUCUGCUUGUUCUUCUUCUUCUGUUCUACUUUGAGCAGUAGUGCCCGGUUGAUGUGUGGCAGUACACCACCAAACGCAAUCGUGGCACGGAUGAGCGUGUCCAGCUCCUCGUCGCCACGAAUGGCAAGCUGUAGGUGACGGGGAGUGAUUCGCUUGACCUUGAGAUCCUUUGCGGCGUUCUAUAUAUUAGGCACCAACGUCAGCUGCUGCGCAUACGUCUUAUCGUAGGGACCGUGGCUUAAGUAGGUUAAAAAAGCCCAACGAGAGGCAACUUACACCCGCGAGCUCCAAAACCUCUGCAGUCAAGUACUCCAGAACAGCGGUGACGUAUACAGCAGCCUUGGCGCCAACGCGCAUCUUGUUCUGAGUGUUUUGCUUGAGAAAACGCUUGACACGACCACACGGGAACUGGAAAGCGCAAAAGUCCGGCAUUAGUUGAUGGUCACCCAAAGAGUGAGAAGUAAAAAUCAGUCAAGUUGAUGAUCGAGUCCGAGUGGUGAUGCGCCGCAAGCAAACCAGGACGGUGUGGGCUGUUUUGAAUGGCGGUCGUGUACGAUGUACUUGCUACAUGCGCGGCGGGGCAAAAAAUCGAUUUUGUUCGGCGAACGCGUCGUGGCAAGCUUCCGCCGAGCCUCAAACACCCCAUGGCCUCAGGUCUAAAUUGUGCGCGCGCAAGCUCCACCAGAUCUAUCGCGCGCAAUUUGAUGACGACGCCGUCGGCUCGGUCGGGAUCGUUCAAGAGGGUAAUGUUCCGUCCGAGUAUCGUGAGGCAGUUCGGAAUGGCGUUGUGGAAUGGACGGAUGUGGUGCGAUGAUUGAGGCCGUCGGUGACAUCGAAGCUCCCAGGUGACGCGAAACAAAGCAAUCGAAGAAAUGCACACAAUGCUUUCAUCGCUGAUGAACUGAAAUAUGAUUCAACUUACCUGAAGUCCUGCGCGAGCAGAGUGCGAUUGUUGCUUUUUGGGCCCCUCGCCCGAUGUCUUCCCACCAGAACUCUUGCCGCCCGAAGACUUGCCCUUGCCGCCUGCCAUUUUGGUGGUGCGGGACGCGAUGUGGGAUGCACGGGUGAACACAGUGGGUGUGGUUGGGCUUCAGACGCGUUAAAAUAAAUGCGCUUGUAGCAAGUAAAGCAGGAAGAGAAAAAGAAAAAAAAAACGAAUGAAAAAAAUGUGCUGUACUUGGCGAUUUGUGAAUGCGCCGUUGGGGUUGAAGCUAUUCGCGCGUGGAGCGUGCUUAGGUUUGUAGGGUCGUGAGUGGUGACGAGUCGGAAAAUUCAGAAGGCUGAAAAUCCAGUGAAAGUCAACAGCUUUCGUAGUUGUAGGUUACAACGCGCGCCCAGCUCUCUCUCUCUCUAUCUCUUUACCUGUGCAGUAGGUACAGGUCGUCAGAGAUAGCUGUCUUUCGCGUGGGUGGGGAUCGAGUCAGGAAUUGUG